Messenger RNA from Pocillopora meandrina, 966 nucleotides. NCBI's taxonomy places the organism in Eukaryota, Metazoa, Cnidaria, Anthozoa, Scleractinia, Pocilloporidae. The record is from the annotation of a GenBank genome assembly.
AUGGCGAGCGAUUUGGAGUUCAAAGAUGAUGGCAACGAGACGAUGGAAGAAGAAUUGAUGAACGGAUUUUCUGUCCACUUUGAUAUCUAUCCUGUCAUUGUUGCAGUAUUGAUAGUCAUCGCCAAUGCCACCGCUCUGAUCCUGAUUCUUCGUAGAAAGAAACUCCAAACUGUGAGCAAUGGUAUAUCAGCAAGCUUAGCAGUGAGUGAUUUUUUGGCUGGUGUGGUAGGGAUACCUUUGUACCUGGCCUGUAAUGUCACUCACACUCCAUCGUGGUGCCUCUCUAGCGCUGCCUUCUGGAGGUUUGUAUCCGUCUCUACAGUUCUGCAUUUGACUGUUUUGACGUUGCAUCUGUUUGCCACAGUGGUUCACGCUUUAAGAUAUGAUUCCCUCUCAAGGCAAAGAGUUUCUGUCUGUCUGGUAUGCGCCUGUUGGGUCUGUGCUGCCUUUGUGUCUCUUAUUCAGCUGUCUUGGAUCAUCUAUCCGGACGACAAUUAUUAUGAGCACAAGCUUCGAGUUCACCGAAUUUACUCCAUCGUUGUGAUGAUCCUCUUCCUCGCUGUACCGUUGGUUACGAUGGUUUAUUGCUACACACGUAUUUUUGCUCUUGUUCGCUUGUACAGAGUGGAAAAACAGGCACAGCUACGGAAGGUCCGCUCUCUUGACGACAACCAAAACCAAACGUUCUCUAAUGUUGCAUUGAAGUGGAAAGUCGCUGUGGUGUUUGCAAGCAUGUUAGCCGUGUUCCUCAUUUGUUGGGCGCCAUACUUCAUCCUGGAACUUAUGGAGGACGGUGAAACUCUGGAGUCAUUACCUUUUUGGGCAGUGUAUUUCAUGUUUUACUACACAAGAUUCACUGCCUCCGCGAUCAACCCAGUCAUUUUGGUUCUGGGAAAGCGCGAUUUCCGAUCUGCCCUCUACGAAUGUUUAAGGUGUUGUCUUACCUCAAAGAAAAACAAACGGGCA